CCCUGUGGACGGGCGGGGAGGGGCGGAACUGGAGGAAACAGGGAGGAGACGGGGUUAAGGGACCCCGGGACCAGCGCCGGGAAGGGGCUGCAGGCGGCUCGCGAGGCGGCGGACGCAGCCUGGGCCACGGCCUGUGCGUGCGGAGACACAGGGGAGCCCUGCGCGUCCACCCUGAGAGCCCACGGCUGCUUUCCCGCCGUCUGCAGCUCCAAGCUCCUCUCCCCAGCAGCCGGGGACCGCUGUGGGUGUGGAGGAAGGAAGGGCCGCGCCGUGAGAGCGAGGGAAACCUGACCUGAGGGACAGAACAGGAAGGAAGCAGCCUUUGCCAGCAAUGUCAGAGGCCAGCCUGAUGUCUGGGGAGCCAGGCCUACCAGUAGUCAGCAGGGACAGUGACUUGGACCAACUCCCAGGACCUGACCCUGAGGACCAUCCUGGGGCGGCUGCUGCAGCUCUGAGCUCAGGUCCCCGUGGUCUGGACACCCACCAAGCCUGCAGCUGGCCCGAGCUCCGGACCCUCCUGCAACAACUGCCCCCACAAGACAGUGACGAGCGCUAUUGCCUGGCCCUUGGGAAGGAGGAGCAGGCUGAGCUGCAGCUCUUCCAUGCCCAGCGGAAACAGGAGGCCCUGGGGCAGGGAGUGGCCCGCCUGGUCCCUCCCCAGCUGGAAGGAUAUACCUGUGAGAAGUGCAGGAAGCAGCUGAAGCCAGGGGACUACGGGGUAUUUGCGGCCCGGGCAGGAGAGCGGCACUGCUGGCAUCGGCCUUGCUUUGCCUGCCAGGUCUGCGGCCAGGCCUUGAUAAACCUCAUCUACUUCUACCACGAUGGGCAUCUCUACUGUGGCCGACAUCACGCCGAACUGCUGCGACCACGCUGCCCAGCUUGUGACCAGCUCAUCUUCUCCCGGCGCUGCACCGAGGCGGAGGGACGGCACUGGCACGAGAACCACUUCUGCUGCCAGGACUGCGCCGGGCCCCUGUGUGGAGGCCGUUAUGCCCUGCCGGGGGGCAGCCCCUGUUGUCCCAGUUGCUUUGAGAGCCGUUACUCGGAUGCGGGCUCCAGCAGGCCCCUGGAAGGGCUGGCGACCCUUGGGGAGGCGGGACCCGACGGGAGCAAACGGAGGGAUGGCACCUCGCUGGACGCCUUGAGCAGCCACGAAACACCCUUUCUCGUCGCCAGCUCCAACCUGGAGGCCCAGCAGGGGCUGCUAGGAUCCUGCCCGGAAGAGCCACAGUGCCAAGUUGGGGCCGAGGGACCCUCAAAAUCGGGGCAAGACCGACUGCAGAUGCCCCGUGAUCCCAAAGAGGAUGCCCCCUGCUCCACCUGCUCCUCCUCCUCGGACUCAGAACCAGAAGGCUUUUUCUUCGGCCAGCCUCUUCCCCGGUCCCGAAAUGCCCCCGGACGCCCCGAAGCGAGGGACAACGACACCCCUAGGAAGCACUGCACCCUUUCCUAGUGGCCCAGCAGAGAAUAGGGUGGGAGCGAUCCUGUAAGGCGAGAGAAAAAGGCGCUCCUUCCCUUAGUAAACUCGUAGGGUGAAAGAAUUCGGAGACAAGCCGGAGUAGUGGCGGCGAGCUUACAAACUUGGGGUGCGCCCUCUGUAAGCGCCGCGCGUUCUACGACUUUCGA
This is a messenger RNA of Ochotona curzoniae (black-lipped pika), 1626 nucleotides long. RefSeq names its product prickle-like protein 4. The record is from RefSeq and is a predicted model, not a curated record. The transcript has 8 exons. Bases 332 to 1453 code for a protein of 373 amino acids. Gene Ontology annotation, molecular function: zinc ion binding. Lineage: Eukaryota; Metazoa; Chordata; Mammalia; Lagomorpha; Ochotonidae.